AUGGCCGCCCCGGGGAUCGCAGAGGUGGAAGAUCAAGAGAUCAGGGAGGCACAGCGGGAGUAUCUGGACUUCCUGGACGAUGAGGAAGAUCAGGGGAUUUACCAGAGCAAAGUCCGAGACAUGAUCAGCGAUAACCAGUGUCGUCUCCUCGUCAAUAUUAACGAUCUCCGCCGGAAGAAUGAGAAGAGAGCCAGUCAGUUAAUGAAUCAGGCCUUUGAGGGGCUGAUUGCCUUCCAGCGGGCUCUGAAAGAUUUUGUUGCUUCUAUCGAUGCGACGUACGCCAAGCAGUAUGAAGAUUUCUACAUCGGUCUAGAAGGCAGCUUUGGUUCAAAACAUGUUACCCCACGCACCCUCACCUCACGGUUUCUGGGCUCUGUUGUCUGUGUGGAGGGUAUUGUUACCAAGUGUUCUUUGGUACGCCCUAAAGUGGUCCGCAGUGUUCACUACUGUCCGGCCACAAAGAAGACCAUCGAACGCAAGUAUACAGAUAUGACCAGCCUGGACGCCUUUCCCUCCAGCUCUGUAUAUCCCACUAAGGAUGAGGAUAACAAUCCGCUGGAGACAGAAUUUGGGCUUUCCCUGUACAAAGAUCAUCAAACCAUCACCAUCCAGGAAAUGCCAGAAAAGGCCCCCGCUGGUCAGUUGCCUCGAUCAGUGGACAUCAUUUUAGAUGAUGACCUUGUCGAUAAGGUGAAACCCGGGGACCGCGUGCAGAUUAUUGGAACCUAUCGCUGUCUGCCUUCCAAACAAAAUGGCUACACGUCCGGCUCUUUCAGGACAAUUUUGAUAGCUUGCAAUGUGGUUCAGAUGAGCAAGGAAGUGUCACCAGUCUUUUCAGCAGAUGACUUGGCUAAAAUCAAGAAAUUCAGUAAAACUCACUCUAAGGAUGUGUUUGAGCAGCUGUCCAGGUCUCUUGCUCCGAGCAUACACGGGCACCACUACAUUAAAAAGGCUAUCCUCUGCAUGCUGCUUGGUGGUGUGGAGAAGGUGCUAGAUAACGGGACUCGUAUCAGAGGAGAUAUCAACGUUCUGCUAAUAGGUGAUCCCUCUGUAGCCAAGUCUCAGCUUUUACGAUAUGUGCUUUCUACGGCUCCCCGUGCCAUCCCAACCACAGGCCGAGGCUCCUCCGGGGUGGGUUUGACUGCUGCUGUUACAACUGAUCAAGAAACUGGGGAGAGAAGACUGGAGGCUGGUGCCAUGGUGCUGGGUGACCGCGGUGUGGUCUGCAUCGACGAGUUUGAUAAAAUGUCCGACAUGGACCGCACAGCCAUCCAUGAGGUCAUGGAACAGGGUCGUGUCACCAUCGCCAAAGCUGGCAUUCAUGCCAGACUGAACGCCCGCUGCAGUGUGUUGGCUGCAGCCAAUCCAGUCUAUGGAAGGUAUGACCAGUACAAGACUCCUAUGGAUAACAUUGGCCUCCAAGACUCCCUGUUGUCACGUUUCGAUCUGCUUUUCAUCAUGCUGGAUCAGAUGGACCCAGAACAGGACCGGGAGAUCUCUGAUCAUGUGCUGCGUAUGCACCGCUACAGAGCUGCCGGAGAACAAGAUGGAGAUGCUAUGCCGCUGGGCAGCUCUGUUGAUAUUUUGGCCACUGAAGACCCCAAUGUUAGCCAUGAAGAGCAGCAAGAACUGCAAGUGUACGAGAAACACGACAGCCUUCUGCAUGGAGUCAAGAAAAGAAGAGAGAAGACUGUUAGCAUGGAGUUUAUGCGGAAAUACAUCCAUGUGGCAAAACUGUUCAAACCCGUGCUCACAGCAGAGGCUGCCAAUUACAUAGCUGAAGAGUAUUCCCGUCUAAGAAACCAGGAUCAGAUGAGCACUGAUGUGGCCCGGACAUCUCCUGUAACUGCUCGUAGUCUGGAAACUCUGAUCCGUCUGUCCACAGCUCAUGCCAAAGUGAGAAUGAGUAAGAACGUACAGCUGCAGGAUGCAGAGGCUGCUGUGGAGCUCGUCCAAUACGCCUAUUUUAAAAAGGUUCUGGAGAAGGAGAAGAAGCGGAAGAAGAGAGAUGAGGGUUCUGAUACUGAAGAGGAAGAGGUGCAGACCGAAAGGAAGACCAGAAAGAAAAGAAAAGCCAGCACUGCUGAGGGAGACGCACAUGAUCCCUAUGACUUCAGUGACACAGAGGAGGAGACCCCCGAUGUUUAUUUUCCUACUAUAGUUCAGUCCCAUGCACCAGAGACCCCGGCAGAGAAGGAAAAAGAGACUGGGCUGUCUGGAGACAGGCUGAAGACUUUCAAGGCCGCCCUUCUGGAUGCCUUUAAAUCUGCCCACGCUCAAUCCAUCGCUAUGCCAGCCCUCUUGGAUGCCAUUAACAAGAACAAUGAUUCACCUUUCUCACAGGGUGAGGUGAAAGCUGCUUUGGAGCUUAUGGAGGAAGCAAACCAUAUCAUGGUUUCAGAAAACAUUGUAUUCUUGAUCUAA
This is a messenger RNA of Staurois parvus, 2424 nucleotides long. The record is from the annotation of a GenBank genome assembly. Lineage: Eukaryota; Metazoa; Chordata; Amphibia; Anura; Ranidae.